CGCUGCAGCUAUAUAAAAGCUCACUUCCACUGUCACAAACACAUUCAACUGAAGACUCUCAAGAGAGAAACAACCAGCUCAGCAAUUCCAGAGAGUGAACUGCACCAAACAACAGAACGAUGGCAUACCAUAAAUAUGUACACCCGCUGGAUUUGUCAGAAGCAUUCGAGACAGACAGUGCAAUUUACUCUGACAGUGCCGACUCUGAUGAACUGGACUGCCCAGAUCCACAAUCCAUGAGUUGCCAAUGCGACAUGCAUGACAUCAAACUGGAGCUGUCUUCGCAUCCUCACAGCAUGAGGCAGGUGGUGAACAUCAUCAUUGCUGUGGAAAGACUGAAGCACAUCAAAAAUAUGUCUUCUGGCAAGUUUUGUGAUGAGGAGCUGCUCGGCUUCAUCUUGGAGAAUGUGAUCGAAGAGCGUCUGGUGAAGCCGCUUAAUGAAACACCAAUUUACAAUAAGACCAGCCUGACCUUGCAGUGCACCAUUUGUGAUAAGUACAAAAAGACUAUGGUGCAGAGCAACAAACUAAGUGACGAGCCUCUUCAUUUGAAGGCUGUGACGCUGAGUGCUGGAGCAAUGCAAUACAAAGUUCAAUUCAGUAUGUCAACAUUCGUGUCGAGUGCAACACAAAAGGAAGCACAGCCUGUGUGCCUGGGAAUUUCCAACAGCAACCUCUACCUUGCUUGUACCCAGUUAGAUGGUUCUUCCCCUGUCCUGAUCUUGAAGGAGGCCAGUGGCUCUGUGAACACCAUUAAAGCCGGUGACCCGAAUGACAGCCUCCUCUUCUUCAGGAAAGAAACCGGCACACGUUACAACACUUUUGAAUCUGUUAAAUAUCCUGGAUGGUUUAUUAGCACAGCUUUUGAUGAUUGGGAGAAGGUGGAAAUGAACCAGAUGCCAACCACCCGAACCACAAACUUCACACUUGAGGAUCAAAAACGUAUCUAGUUAAGAAUCAGAUUUGAUCCAGAAACAUAUUUCCAGAGAGUAUGUACUAUGUACAGUUUAUAAUCUGGAUUUAUUCAGCGUUACAAACCUGUAUGAGUUGAUGUAUCGACCAGUUUUUUUGUUGUUGUUAUUGUUCUGUCUAUUAUAUGUGUAAGGUUUGUGUUGGGAUUGGUAAAUUCAUGUUGAAUUCUUUAAGUACGAACAUUUGCCUAUGUGCUUUAUUUAAUUUUUUAGUUGUUUAAUAUUUAUUCUAAAUUAUUAUUAAAUCAGACUUAUUUUACACUGCAAUGAUUUAUUUUUUAUUUUUAAAUAAACAAGACAUGGAUGUUA
Cyprinus carpio (common carp) is the source of this 1280-nucleotide messenger RNA. It is a transcript of the gene il1b, whose product is annotated as interleukin 1, beta. Lineage: Eukaryota; Metazoa; Chordata; Actinopteri; Cypriniformes; Cyprinidae. Gene Ontology annotation, biological process: positive regulation of gene expression; regulation of non-canonical NF-kappaB signal transduction; cytokine-mediated signaling pathway. The record is from RefSeq and is a predicted model, not a curated record. Gene Ontology annotation, molecular function: interleukin-1 receptor binding; cytokine activity.